Eucalyptus grandis is the source of this 2223-nucleotide messenger RNA. RefSeq lists its product as uncharacterized. The record is from RefSeq and is a predicted model, not a curated record. Bases 58 to 2223 code for a protein of 721 amino acids. The transcript has 4 exons. Lineage: Eukaryota; Viridiplantae; Streptophyta; Magnoliopsida; Myrtales; Myrtaceae.
AGAUACUUCCAACAUCUAAAAACUCUAGAUGUAUCACAUUGUGUUGGGUUAUCAAAUAUGUUCACACCGAUAAUAGCUGGAAAUUUGGUAGAACUCACAAAAUUGAGGAUAAGUAAUUGUAAAAUGUUGACAGAAAUCAUUUGUGACGAAGGAGAUAAGAAGGGGCAUGUAGUGGCUUUCAAUCAAUUGAAGUAUAUGGAGCUUGAUGGUUUGACAAGGUUAAGAUGUUUCAGCUCAUGCGGAUACACUUUGAUGUUCCCUCUCUUGGAAGAAGUCACUGUGAAUAGAUGUCCUAACAUGAAGUUUUUCUCUGAGGGACCAGUUGAGGUGCCAAAACUAGAGAGAGUACAUGUAUCAACAACAACAUGGUUUUGGAAGGAAAAUCUGGACAUCACCAUCCGAAAUAUGUAUGAAGAAAUGGCUAUGGUUGCUGGAGAAGAGUUUAUGAGGCUAUCUGAGUUCCCGGAGAUGAUUGGAAAAUGGCACAACAAACUUAACCCCAUCAAGUCAUCUUGGCAAUUAGAAUCAUUGGUGAUGGAUAAAUGUCCAUCAUUUAUUAGUGCUAUUCCAUCCAAAUUGAUGCUUGUUUUAGACAAUAUGAGAAGAUUGCAAGUGUGCGAUUGUGAGUCACUAGAAGAAAUAUUCGAUCUUGAAGGGCUAGAGGGUAUGGAAAGCACUCGAGUGCUACCUCGACUACGGUUUUUGGACUUAGUCAAUCUACCAAAGUUGAGGCGAUUAUGGAACAAAGAUCUUCAAGAAAUGCUUUGUUUCAAAUUUCUAUGGUGUCUAACCCUUUACAAUUGCAGCAACUUGGGAAAUGCUUUCACUCCAUCAAUGGCUCGGUGCCUUGCCAAUCUUGAAUGGAUGGAGAUAAAGGAGUGUGGUGAAAUAGAAGGAGUAAUCGCAAAGGAAGAAGGGCAGGGAAGCGUGGUGGAGAAGAUUACAUUCCCGAAACUUAAAUGGAUGAAUUUGGAAUGCUUGCCUAAUUUAACUUGUUUCCUCUUAGGGAAGAAUCAUAUGAUGGAUUGUCCCUACUUAGAAGAGAUGACAAUUGCCCACUGCCCCAAGAUGAGAAGUUUGAGUUGGCAAUCUUGGAUGGAGAUUGACCACACUCCUUCACUUUUCACUACGCGGGUACAAUUUCCUUGCCUUCAAUCAAUGGUUCUCUCCCAUAUGGACAACUUAAGCAAAAUAUGGAACUUUCGUCCUCAAGAAAUUCUCACUUUUAAACAUUUGCAGAAAGUGGAGGUACAAAACUGUAAGAACCUCAAAAAUUUGUUUCCGUAUUGGGUGGCUACAAGUCUAACCCAACUUAAGGAACUUCGGGUGGAGUCUUGUGGACUCAAGGAAAUAGUCACGAGUGGAGAUGAUACUCCAUGCCCUAUCACUACUCAAUUUCUUAUCCCGGAACUGACUUCUUUGGUGUUACAUGAUAUGCCACAACUCAAGAGCUUUUGCUCUAUCAUGUCCACUUUGAAUUGGCCAUUCUUGAUGGAAUUGCGAGUGACCCACUGUGACAAAUUGAACAUGUUGUCUUUUGUGGCAUCCAUGAAUAAGUGGACUCAAAGGGAUGAUCAACACCACCUUUUAGACCCUGAAGCACACAUCUCGAUUGAGAGGGGCAUUCCCACUUUGGAGAGACUUUUAUUAGUCGAUAAGGAUAUUCAGAUGAUACAGAAUAGAAAAUUUUCCGAUGACAUCUUUGGCAAGCCAAAAGCACUAACAUUGGCAUGCUUUCAUGAUGAAAAUGCCGUCUUUCCUCCCAUAUUCAUCCUACAAAGAUUUCAAAACCUACAAAGCCUUGAGGUCUUUUGUAGUUCAUUUGAAGAUUUAUUCCCUGAUGAAGGGCUUGUUGAAGUGGGAAAACAUCCCGUGCUUGAAAAUUUGAAAGAACUUAAGUUAAGCAAGCUACCCAACCUAAAGCAUGUCUGGAGAGAAGGCUAUUUGGUGGCAAAAAUUCUUCAGAGUAUUAGCAUAUUUGAGGUGUGGGAUUGUCCUAGUUUGACAACAUUAUUUCCAGUCGUGACAUCCUUCCAAAAUUUGACGAACUUAGUGGUGAAGAAUUCUUCUAGAUUGGUACAUCUAUUGAAAGUUUCAGCAAUCACAAAUUUGAUGCAUCUCACUUACAUAACUAUAAUUGGAUGUGAAAGAAUGAAAGAAGUAGUCGCAAAUGAUGAAAAUGGAGAAAGAAAAGUGAAUUCUCUUGGGAAGCUUAAAGAUUGA